AUGUCGACGCCGCGGGCACUGACAGCGCUGGCACGCUCACGACCCGUCCAUCCGAGCUCUAUUAUCCGCCUCGCUCCUCGCUUCUCCACCAGCGCCCGGGUCCAGAGAACCAUAGGCGGUACAACAGAAGGACCACCGCCCGACGGCUUCCGAAUCCCACCACCGACGCGAUGGAACGAAAAGAAAGAGAGCGUAUGGGACCAGGCGGGGAAAUACUUCUUGCUCACGGAAAUGGCACGGGGGAUGUACGUGCUCUUGGAGCAGUUCUUUAGACCUCCGUGAGUCGUCCCUCCUCCUCCUCCUCCUGACCCCCGUUGAAGAAGUCUCCCACUGACGUCGGACGAAUCAUUGAAGAUACACAAUCUACUACCCCUUCGAAAAGGGCCCCAUCUCCCCGCGUUUCCGCGGCGAACACGCCCUGCGCCGCUACCCGACGGGCGAAGAGCGCUGCAUCGCCUGCAAACUCUGCGAGGCCAUCUGCCCGGCGCAGGCCAUCACGAUCGAAGCCGAAGAGCGCGAGGACGGCAGUCGCCGCACGACGCGCUACGACAUCGACAUGACCAAGUGCAUCUACUGCGGGUACUGCCAGGAAUCGUGUCCCGUGGAUGCGAUUGUGGAAUCGCCGAAUGCCGAGUAUGCGACGGAGACGAGGGAGGAAUUGCUGUAUAAUAAGGAGAAAUUGUUGAGUAAUGGGGAUAAGUGGGAGCCGGAGUUGGCGGCUGUGGCGCGGGCGGAUGCGCCUUAUCGGUAG
Molecule: messenger RNA, 751 nt
Organism: Lecanosticta acicola
Lineage: Eukaryota; Fungi; Ascomycota; Dothideomycetes; Mycosphaerellales; Mycosphaerellaceae
Source: the annotation of a GenBank genome assembly